CACAAAUGCAACAGACUUUAUAAAUGGGUAAACGACAGAUGCUUGAAGAGAAGUUACAGAAAAUGUCAAAAUAAUUUUCUCACAGAAAUGGUUGCGGAUGACAUCCUUUUUUGGAAACGUUGACUGUCCACUUCGCAGGACAAGAUUAUGUGCUUUGGGAAACAAACCAGUGCAGAAUGCAAUGUCAUGAGGAUCAGAUCACUAAUCUAAUAGAUUUUAUCUGUUCAUAACUCUAAACUUACAGAGUAAAAGGAACAUUCUUUAAAAAAGUUUUGCAGAACUUUGCCUGAUCUGCAAUGGAUUGCUAUGUUACAGGAUAUUUGUCUCUAUUUACAGCUUUAUUACAAUUUUCUGAGCCAUUUAAUGUGGAUGUAAAUGAUGGACUUUCAUUUAAAGGAUCUGUGGAGGACAUGUUUGGAUAUACAGUUCAACAAUUUGAAAAUGAGGAGGGGAAAUGGGUGCUGAUUGGUUCACCAUUGGAGGGUCAGCCUCGUCAAAGAACAGGGGAUGUAUACAAAUGUUCAGUGAAAUCACCAAAUAAUUGUAUGAAACUUAACUUAGCAAACUUUACAUCCAUUCCUGAUGUUUCUGAAGUAAAAGAAAAUAUGACCAUGGGAUCUACUUUAAUAAAAAAUCCAAAUGGGGGUUUUUUGGCAUGUGGACCACUUUAUGCAUAUAAAUGUGGAAGUUUGCAUUAUACAACUGGUAUAUGUUCAAAUGUCAGUUCUUCAUUCAAGGUUGUCAACUCUAUUGUUCCAUCAGUUCAAGAGUGCAGUUCACAGUUGGACUUAGUUAUAGUCCUUGAUGGGUCUGACAGUGUUCAUCCCUGGCCAAGUGUAAAUAAAUUUUUAGGAAAACUUUUAGAAAAAAUGAAUAUACACCCCAGUCUAACUCAGGUUGGUAUAGUUCAGUACGGUGAAAAUGUAACCCAUGAAUUUUACCUGAACACAUAUAAUUCAACAGCAAGUGUAUUAGAAGCAUCACAGAAGAUAAAACAAAGACGUGGGUCUCAGACUAUGACUGCUCUUGGGAUAGAGACAGCAAGAAAAGAGGCUUUUACAGAAAAAGCUGGAGCUCGAAAAGGAGUUAAGAAGCUCAUGGUGGUUGUGACAGAUGGAGAGUCGCAUGACAAGCACAGAUUAAAAGACGUUAUAGAUGACUGUGAAAAGGAUGGAAUAGAAAGGCUUUCUGUUGCUAUUCUUGGUUAUUACAACAGAGGAAACAGAAGUACGGACAGGUUAAUUGAAGAGAUAAAAUCAAUUGCAAGUGAACCAAAAGAAACACACUUCUUCAAUGUGUCUGAUGAACUGGCACUUUCAACUAUUGUCGAAUCACUGGGAGAAAGAAUAUUUGCUCUUGAAGCUACAAGUGAAAAGAAUGCAACCUCCUUUGAAAUGGAAAUGUCACAAACUGGACUGAGUGCGCAUUAUUCUAAGGACUACGUGAUGCUUGGUGCUGUUGGAGCAUAUGAUUGGAAUGGAACCGUAGUCAUGCUGAAAUCUGAUACUUUUUUAGUACCCAGCCAAUAUGCAUUCAGAACAAAAACUGAGGAAAGAGAUGAAAUGCUGGCAGCUUACCUUGGCUACACUGUCACCUCUGCCUCCAUUCGUGGAGAAGAACUCUACAUUGCUGGACAGCCACGAUACAAUCACAGUGGGCAGGUUAUCAUUUAUAAAAUGAAUGGAAAAAACAUUGAAAUACUGCAGACAUUAUAUGGUGAACAAAUUGGUUCAUAUUUUGGAAGUGUCCUCACCACAGUGGAUGUGGAUGGUGAUUCACUAACAGAUAUUCUUCUUGUUGGUGCACCUAUGUUUAUGGGAAUCGAUAAAGAAGAACAAGGGAAGGUUUAUGUGUAUAAUAUCCAUGAGAAAACAUUUGAGCACGAAAUGAGCCUGGAACCUGUGAAUCAAAAAUGCUGCUCCACAAUUUUAGAUGUUAACUGUAACUCUAUCAAAGACAAUGAACCAUGUGGAUCUCGCUUUGGAACAGCUAUAACAUCUGUAAAAGAUCUAAAUCUGGAUGGAUUUAAUGAUGUAGUCAUAGGAGCUCCAUUAGAAGAUGAUCAUCGUGGAGCUGUAUACAUUUAUCACGGAAGUGGAAAAUCUAUCAAGAAGACCUAUGUUCAGCGUAUAAGUUCUGGGGGUGAUGGAAAAAAGAUUAAGUUUUUUGGACAAUCCAUUGAUGGCGAACUGGAUCUAAAUGGAGAUGGACUUACUGAUGUUACUAUUGGAGGGAUUGGAGGUGCAUCCCUUUUUUGGUCUCGUGAUGUAGCCGAAGUACGUGUUUCAAUGCAAUUUAACCCUGAAACAAUAAACAUUGAGAAGAAGAACUGUGAGGUUAAAAAUAAAAACACAGUUUGCAUAUUUGCCCGUUUUUGUUUUAAUAUAAGCUUAAAGUCUGCUGAGGACAAAGAUGAGAACUUAGAAAUUGAAUAUAAAAUCAUACUUGAUGCACACAGGCAUUCAUCACGAACCUUUUUCAGUGAAAGCCAUGAGCGGAAGAUACAAAGAACAAUUUUGGGAAAUAAUUGUGUGAAUCAGUCUUUCUACGUGGUGGACAAGCCAGAUUUUGUUAACUCUGUAAACGUGUCUGUGGAAUUUAAUUUUCCAAAUCCAGAAAAAGGUCCAGUUCUCAGUAGUGAACUCCCGAACAUUAUCAAUGGAUAUAUUCCUUUCACAAUGGACUGUGGAGAAAAGAAGAAAUGUAUUGCAGACCUUGUCCUGGAUGUCAAAAUACACGAGGAUAGUGUCAGUUUAAACCAAACAAUUAUAAAAUCCAACAAAGACAAGUUUAAUGUGACUUUGACUCUGAAGAACAUAAAGGACAGUGCAUAUAAUACCAGAGUCACAGUAAAAUAUUCCCAGAACAUUAAUUUGGCAGGGAUAGAGGAUAAACAAAAAGAAAAUUGUGACUAUAACACAUCUGUGAAUACUGAUCUUCUAUGCAAAGUUGGAUAUCCAUUUUUAAGAAGAAAUGAAGUGAUUUCAUUCAAAAUAACACUUGAAUUCAAUGUUGCUCACCUGUUGGACAGUGCUUUCAUAUUUGUCAGUGCCACAAGUGACAGUGAAGAACAUCCUGCAACUCUAGCAGAUAACAGAAAAAAUAUCACAUUUCCAGUAAGAUAUGAAACCGGGCUAAUAUUUACAAGCUCCACAAAAGAGAUCCUUGUCACAAUUGCAGCAAACGAAUCCAUAUCAGACGUGAUCAAUUCCACAGAUGUCAUUGGUCCUGAAGUUAAUAUAAGUUAUAUGAUUAAUAGACAUAUCGAUUUGUUGAAACCAACUAUAAGAUUCCAGCUUUCAUUUCCUUACAAAACUCCAGAUACUAACAUACUCCUUUAUCUCACUGAUGUGUCAUCAACCUCUGGAACCAGUUGCAAGACUGAUCACCUCUUGGACCCAUUAAGAAUACUUCCAGGACAAUCAUACAUAAUGCCUAAAUUUACCGAAACUUUAAGAGAUACAAUAUUGGACUGCAAGAGAAGUAAUUGUUCAUAUUUCUACUGUACUGUGGAACCUGCUACUAUUACCCAAGUAAAUGUCUCAUUCAGAAUAUGGAAAUCCACUUUUAUUAAGGCAGGUAUUCACAGCCUGAAUUUGAUCCUCAAUGCUCAGCUUCAAAGUGAAAAUCCAUUAAUAGUCUUAAAUAAAGAGAGUCAAAAUUAUGAGACAAUGAUUAAAAUAUCCAGAGAGCUGGAGCACGGCAGAGUACCUUUCUGGGUUAUUCCACUAAGUAUUAUUAUAGGACUGCUCCUUCUAGCCCUCAUCAUAUUUGCAAUGUGGAAGUCUGGCUUUUUCAAAAGACCUCUGAAGGAGAAGAUGGAAGAAUAAAAGUCACGAGUUUACAAAGUGUUGAUACUUGAAAAUAGUUACAUGAACUAUAACAGAUGGUUUAUGUAAUGAAAUAACUUUAUUAUUACUGUCAGUAUUGGUGCUUUUGGCAUUUUAUAAUAUUUUGGGGCAAUAAAAAGUAAUGGUUCAAACUAAAAAAAAAUCUUCAAAUUAUGCUGUGGACAGAUAGGAAUAUGGUUACAGAGAGGUAUUUAAAAAUAUAGAAAAAUUAACAUAAUGUCUUCAACAAAGUACCCGCUAACCAUGUUUUGUGAGCGGUCCAGUACUGUGAACAUUUAUGAAAACAUCUUUCAACAUUUACAGCUCACAACUUGCAACAUAAUAUAUUAGGUCCAGAUUUGUAUUCAGCAUAGUCACUUGGAUAUUUAUUUUUAAAAAUAGUUUAUAAUUUUACCUUGAAUUCAGGAUCUAUUCACUAGUGAUACACAUGGGUGGACCUACAACUGGAUCUUUUCCCCUGAUUUGUAAACAUUUCUAGAAACAUAUGUGCUAUGAAAUUGCAUUAAGAAAAAAAACGUGUUUU
Molecule: messenger RNA, 4374 nt
Organism: Pelobates fuscus (common spadefoot toad)
Lineage: Eukaryota; Metazoa; Chordata; Amphibia; Anura; Pelobatidae
Gene: ITGA1
Product: integrin subunit alpha 1
Exons: 30
Coding region: 297-3830 (1177 amino acids)
Biological process (GO): cell adhesion mediated by integrin; cell-matrix adhesion; integrin-mediated signaling pathway
Cellular component (GO): external side of plasma membrane; integrin complex
Molecular function (GO): integrin binding
Source: RefSeq, a predicted model, not a curated record